AUGGGUUUCUGGGAUACUAUCACUGACCUGGUCGAGGCUGCCGCGCCUUGGGCCACCGCCGAGGCCGAGGCCCCUGCUCAAGAGGAGCCCAAGGAAGAGACCAAGGACGAGGAAUCCGACAAGCCCAAGGAUGAGGAGUCUGCAGAGGUAGAGGAGGAGAAGGAAGAGAAGGAGGAAGAGGGAGAAGAGGAAGAGGAGGAAGAGGAGGAAGAAGAGGAGGAAGAGGAAGAAGAGCAGGACCCCAAGGAGAAGCUCGAGGAAGAGUGCAAGAACUCGAAGCAAUGCGCACCCGCCAAGCACCACUACGACGAGUGUGUUGAGCGCGUUACCAAGGCCGAGGAGUCCGGUGAGGGCGCGGGCGAGGACUGCGUUGAAGAAUUCUUCCACCUCGCACACUGCGCUACUCAAUGUGCUGCCCCCAAGCUCUGGUCCGUCCUCAAAUAA
This is a messenger RNA of Pestalotiopsis fici W106-1, 444 nucleotides long. RefSeq lists its product as uncharacterized. The coding region runs from base 1 to 444 and encodes 147 amino acids. The record is from RefSeq and is a predicted model, not a curated record. Gene Ontology annotation, biological process: mitochondrial electron transport, ubiquinol to cytochrome c. NCBI's taxonomy places the organism in Eukaryota, Fungi, Ascomycota, Sordariomycetes, Amphisphaeriales, Sporocadaceae. The transcript has 4 exons.